CUGUUAGCCAUGAAGAUCAUAGUUUUGUCAGCAUGGCUCACGCUCUUGGCCUACAGACUCUCAUCAUCAAGAAGAAGAAGAAGAAAGCAUGUACAAGUUCGUCAUCAUCACAACCAAAUCGGUGAACUACCGGAUUGUGUCCUGAUCUCCAUCCUCACGCUCCUGCCGGUCAAGGAUGCUAUUCGGACCAGCGUCUUGUCCAAACGGUGGACGACCCUUUACAAAUUUGUCGUCCACCUCAACCUCCACUGCCAUCACCUCGAUGAUGACCGUUAUAGAUUUGACAUCAGCUUCAUCACUCGUCGCCUUUUUAAAUCGAGCGCGAUCGAUAUCCAUCACAUAUCCUCAAAGUAUUUCGACUCCCGUCGUGGUUCUAAAAUCCAUAGUCUUGUUUUCUGUUGUUGUCUGAUCAAAUCACACCGCUACCCCUUUCCAUACAUGGGAGGAUUCCGGGCACUCCUUAAAUAUCUAGAUAACACAGCCGGCAUCAAGAAACUUGUUGUUCAAUGGUGUUGUUCGGCACAGCCCUGCUGCCGUUAUUCGUUUUCUUGGGUCCACCUUCUUUCCUGUAUGCCCUGCUUGCGGUACUUGGAGUUUAAAUCGAUCUACACCUGGCCGUGCUUGCCCAAAUUGCAUACUAAUAUGUCCCUCCGGAAUAUGAGGUUGAGUAAAGUUACUCUACUCGACGGGGCACUAGACCUCAUCCUGUCGGCUUGUUUGGGCCUCUGCUCAUUGAGGAUGGAUUACUGUGAGUUUCGUUGUUCGAAAUUGCAUAUACGUGGGCCCAACCUUCGACUGGAGCAUCUCAACAUCGAGGAGUGCAGAGGGGUGCAGGAGAUCAAGCUGUGUGCCGACAAUCUUGUUACGUUUGAGUUCCAGAGCCGCAGUAAAGUAGUCGACCAUGUCCCUCGGCUGCAGAGCAUGUAUUAUGAUGUCUUUCAACAAGACGUUAUGUAUCAUGUUUGUGUUAGACUUCCCUCUGAAUUGCCUACCAAUCAGCUCAAGUCGUUAGCUUUGGUUAACAAAUACGAUAUCAGUAAACAUGUUAUUCAUUUGGUUAGCAAGCUUGCUCGGACUAACACAAAUAGUAACCUUAGACAAUUAAGGUUGCGGUUUUCUCAUACAGCCUACACGACUAUGCUUCUGGGGAUAAUUCCACUUCUUCGGACUUGCCCGCGCUUACUCGAGUUUCACUUGGAUACUGAAUCUGUGGAAACUGAUGGUCCUAAAGCAAUGAGACCACCGACAGCAGAAACUCAUUCACACUUGAAAAAAGUGGAAAUAACAGGAUUUUGUGGAUUUAUAAACGAAAUCGAGUUUGCGUUGUACAUCCUUGAAAAUGCAACCUGUCUGGAGCAAAUGCAGAUAAGCCGGUGUCCCAAGUGGCACUCUGACAAGCCUCGGUGGUGUCAACAAACACGGGAAAACAUCCGCCAACAGUUGCAAGGCCGAGCUCUUUCGGAGACCGCACGAGUAACUAUUCGACAUUUUCCUGCCUACGAUGGUACUUGGUCGAAAUGCGAGACUGAUUAUGAUAGUCAUUGUCCUUGA
This is a messenger RNA of Striga asiatica, 1551 nucleotides long. The record is from the annotation of a GenBank genome assembly. Lineage: Eukaryota; Viridiplantae; Streptophyta; Magnoliopsida; Lamiales; Orobanchaceae.